AUGGAGGUAGAAGGUCAUCCAGGCCUAAUCAAAACCAUUAAUGAUGAUGAAGAAGUAGAAGAUUUCUCAGAGGAAUCUGAUGUGGAAGAAGACUACCAGCCAACCAAACAAAAAGUUAAAAGACAAGCAGAUUUUGAUCCAUCAUUUAAAUUUGUUGGUUCCGUUGAUGAGUAUAACAAGAGUCCAUGGGACGAUCUGCAUAAGUAUAUUAAAAGAAAUGUUAAACAAACAUUAGACCAGAAGAUUGAGAAAAGACGAGCCGAAGCAAAGGUCAAAGGCAAUAUUGAUGAUAGUGAAUCGGAAGAAGAGAAAGAUGCGGGCUUGGAUGAAUUUGAAAUAUCUGAUGAUGAACUUAAGAAAGAUGAAAUUAAAACAAAACCAAAGAAACUGACGAAAAAACAGAAGUUAGAAGAGGAACUAAAGAAAGAUGAAGGUGAAGGUGCUCGUAUUGAGUAUGAUUCUGACUUCUUCGAAGAACCACCUCCAUAUGAUGAACAGGCCACCUUCUAUAUGAUGAAUCUGUCUCGGCCGAUGCUUAAAGCAAUUGCAUCUAUGAAUUAUGUUCACCCUACACCCAUUCAAGCUGCAACCAUACCAAUUGCUUUGUUAGGUAAAGAUAUCUGUGCGUGUGCAGCCACUGGUACAGGUAAGACCGCUGCAUACAUGGUGCCAGUUUUGGAGCGACUUUUAUACAAACCUACUGAAAGACGCACGCGAGUAUUAGUGCUUGUACCUACCAGGGAACUUGGAGCUCAGGUACAUACAGUUACCCGUCAACUAGCUCAGUUCACACAAGUUACCAUCGGUCUGUCUGUUGGAGGUUUAGAUGUGAAAUAUCAGGAAAGCGUUCUUCGUCGUCACCCGGACGUGGUGAUAGCGACUCCUGGCCGGCUCAUUGAUCAUAUACGGAACACUCCCUCAUUUGAUCUCAACUCCAUAGAAGUACUCAUAUUGGAUGAAGCUGACAGGAUGUUGGACGAGUAUUUCGCUGAGCAGAUGAAGGAAAUCAUUCGUCAAUGUUCUCCCAAACGCCAGACCAUGUUGUUCUCAGCCACUAUGAGUGACCAGGUCAGAGACUUGGCCGCAGUCUCGCUCAGGAAACCAGUCAAGCUGUUCUUGGACUCCAACAAAGAUGUCGCGUUCAAUUUAAGACAGGAGUUUGUUCGUAUUCGUAAAGAGCGCGAGUGCGACCGGGAGGCGAUCCUAGCGGCGCUAGUGUGUCGUACAUUCAAGGACAGGGCCGUCAUCUUCGUACAGACUAAGAAGCAGGCUCACAGACUACACGUGGCGCUGGGACUUUUGGGAAUAAAGGUAGCUGAACUCCACGGAGCAUUAAACCAGCCCCAACGUUUGGAUUCCCUGAAGCGGUUCAGGGAGGAACAAGUGGAUGUACUGGUGGCGACAGAUGUAGCAGCCCGAGGAUUGGACAUACCUGGCGUGAAGACUGUGUUGAAUUUCACACUACCAGCUACCAUAGAACAUUAUAUACACAGGGUCGGUCGUACCGCUCGUGCUGGUCGUGCGGGUGUAUCAGUUUCUUUAGCCGGUGAAGGCGAGCGAAACCUGGUGAAGACAAUAGUACGUCGCGCACGACGUGCUGUGAAAUCACGCGUCCUACCCGCUGAUAUAGUAGCCAAGUAUAGAGACAAACUGGCGAAACUGGAGCCUGAGAUUGCUGCAAUUCUGGAUGAGGAAUACGCUGAUAAACAGCUGAAGAAAAUGGAGAAACAGACUAAUAAACUAGAAAGCGCUAUCAAGAAUGAAAAAACUGACACUCCUUUAGAAGCGCCGAGACAACACGACUGGUUCCAGACACCGAAGGAAAAGAGGGAGGAAAAAGAAAGACUCGCACUGACCAAACAUGUGGGGAAAGCCGAGAAAUCACAGAAAGGUAAAGGAAAGAAACGAAAACAUGAUGACGACGACUCUGAUGACGGAGAGAAGAAAAAGAAGAAGAAACAAACGAAACACGUGAAGGAUUCAGCAGAAGAGAGAGUUAGGAAGGAAAUGGAGAAGGUGGCGCUCCUGCAAUCUAGAAUGGCGAAACGUCAGAAGAAACAGAAAAGAAUACGCGCGGUAGAAGACGAUGACGAAAGACCAAUUCACAAACAGAAGCAAGGCAAGAGGAAGAAGCAGACGAACUUUGCGAACGACCUCACUGACGUCUCCAAUGCUUCCACCAAGAAACUGAGAUACGACGCGAACAGGGUGCAGAAGGGAAAACCACUGCAGAAUGGAAAGUUCCAGAAGGGUAAACCGGCUAAGGGUAAAAAGGGUAAGACGUUCGGAAAACCGCAGGCACCGAAGAACACGAAAAAGAAAAAUAAAUAA
Danaus chrysippus (African queen) is the source of this 2331-nucleotide messenger RNA. The record is from the annotation of a GenBank genome assembly. Lineage: Eukaryota; Metazoa; Arthropoda; Insecta; Lepidoptera; Nymphalidae.